Molecule: messenger RNA, 799 nt
Organism: Populus trichocarpa (black cottonwood)
Lineage: Eukaryota; Viridiplantae; Streptophyta; Magnoliopsida; Malpighiales; Salicaceae
Exons: 5
Coding region: 164-439 (91 amino acids)
Source: RefSeq, a predicted model, not a curated record
UUUAACUCAUGGCCCCCGUCCAUGCCGAUAAAACACAGCAUCCACCAAAAACUUACCGUCAAGCAAAUUUGCCGUUCAGUUUCGCCUCUGCAACAACGAACGAGAUUUUAUACAAUAACCCACUCGUCUCCCGCUCCCGCUCCCUCCGAAGUUGGAAGAGACGAUGCCCUCUUUGCAAACUGCGUUGCCUCCUGAACUAGCCAACAACGUAAUUAGACUUUACCGGGAAUGUCUUCGAAGAGCUAAAUAUAUUGGUCAUCAGCAACAUAACACAGAGCUUCUUGUCAAUAUGGUAAGACAGCAGUUUAAGAGAAACAAACACGAGACGGACCCAGAGAAGAUUCAAAAGUUGAAGGACGAUGCAGCAAGGGGACUUAUAAAUCACAUACUCUAUGAAUCGGAGAGGCUGUCUGGUCGUAAAGCGAGCAAGAGUACUUGAUGUUUCUUCAGAAUUUGAAGUAGAGGUUCGGGUCGAGAGCGCAGUGGAAUCAAUUCGCAAGUACAGAGACAAGGAAUUUGUUCGAGGAAGCUGAAGACUACGACUUCGAAAACAUUGGCUUCUUUCUAUUCCACGUGAUGAGGCUGUCUUCAAAGAAUUUGUUCUCGGAAGAGAUUGGAGUUUAUGGAUGAAUAAUGAAUCGUUAGGCGGUUUUGUUUUGAGUCAAUUGACUACCGAUACUGUUCGAGUUUUUAUAGAAUUAUUUGAGGGAGACGGUUUAUGAAAGUGGAUUAUAGUGAUGAAGGGGAGGGAUGAACUUUCAGGUUUUGCAGAUAAGAUCCGAAACAACAUGGUUCAAGU